UGAGUUGUUUUUUCUCAAGCCCGGGCCUUCGUAGAUUGGCAGCAUGGCGCAGGCAUGCUUACGCGCUGAGUGGGAAGCUACUCAGGGAGAAGUUUGCGGGUUAGCAAGCCAUGGAGAAAGGAACAGGGCAGAGACAGCGGCAACACAAGCAUCGAGAGUUUCCAACCGGAAAGUGGACCGCAAGUCGCUCUGCCUGGACUCCCAGCGGACCACCAGCUGGAUCAGCAAAGAGGUGCAACCAUUGGCAAUGAUUUCCGCAGACGCCACGGCGCAUGCAGCACCAAACGGCAUCAUGACCCGCAAGCGCCAGCGGGCGUUGAGAGCAGCCUCCGAUCUGGCCCCAGGAAGCUGCACUGACUUGGAGACGGAGACGGAAGGAAGCAACAACCCAGUGGCAAGUCAGGCUGCAGACGGUUGCCAAGACAGCCAGGUUCAAAGUCUGAUUCCCAAACACAGGCCGAGGGGCCCGCCGAGGGGUGCAUCCAUGACAGCAGCUGCAGCAACAGAUCCAGUGCAGCCCACCUUGGUGGUGGAUGCUGCAGCACAUGCUGAACUCCCCCCAAGCGGCGGCAACGUGCGUGCCGCUGAUGCCCGCAAACGCCAACGGGUGUUGAGAGCAGCCUCUGACCUAGCCCCAGGAAGUCGUACCGAUCUGGAGACGGAGACUGAGGGAAGCGACAACCCAGGGGCAAGUCAGACUGCAGAUCGCCAAAUUGAUAGCCAAGUUCAAAGUCUCAGUCACCCAAAUGUGACUAGGGCGACAUCCAUGACAACAGCGGCAGGUCCAGCCCAGCUUGCCGACGGCAGAUUAGACUCGCUAUCGGCUGCUGUGUUGAGCGGGCAGGCAGAGGGCACAUCCACUUUGGUGGUGGAUGCGGCUGCUCCUGCUGCCCCAAGCGGCAAUGCUGGCAACAUGCAUGCCACUGACGCCCGCAAGCGCCAGCGGGUGUUGAGAGCAGCCUCGGACUUAGCCCCAGGAAGUGAUACCGAAGUGGAGACGGAGACGGAAGGAAGUAACAAUCCAGUGGCAAGUCAGGCUGCAGACUGUUGCCAAGACAGCCAGGUUCAAAGUCUGAGUGCCCCGCACAUGGCGAGGGCGUCAUCCGUGACAGCAGCUGCAGCGACAGAUCCAGUGCAGCCUACUUUAGUGGUGGAUGCUGCAGCACAUGCUGCAGUACCGCCCCCCGGCAACGUGCGUGCCACUGAUUCUCGCAAGCGCCAACGGGCGUUGAGAGCAGCCUCUGAUUUGGCCCCCGGAAGUUGUACUGACGUGGAGAUGGGCGUGGAAGGGAGCAACAGCCUCGUGGCAAGUCAGGCUGCAGACUGUCGUCAAGACAGCCAGCGACAAAGUCUGAGUGCCCCGAACAUGGCGAGGGCGGCAUCCAUGACAGCAGCUGCAGCGACAGAUCCAGUGCAGCCUACUUUGGUGGCGGAUGCUGCAGCACAUGCUGCAGUACCGCCCCCCGGCAACGUGCGUCCCACUGAUUCUCGCAAGCGCCAGCGGGCGUUGAGAGCAGCCUCUGAUUUGGCCCCAGGAAGUUGUACUGACGUGGAGAUGGGCGUGGAAGGGAGCAACAGCCUAGUGGCAAGUCAGGCUGCAGACUGUCGUCAAGACAGCCAGCAACAAAGUCUGAGUACCCCGAACAUGGCGAGGGUGGCAUCGACAGCAGCUGCAGGGACUGAUCCAGUCCAGCCCACUUUGGUGGUACUCAGGAAGGAGGAAAGCAACAGCCCAGUGGCAAGUCAGGCUGCACGCGGUCGUCAGAACAGCCAGGAAAAAAGAUUGGGUGGGGCGGCAUCCAUGACCGCAGCUGCAGCGACAGAUGCAGUCCAGCCCACUUUGGUGGUGAAGGCAGUACUCCGGACGGAGGAAAGCAACAACUCAGUAGCAAGUCAGGCUGCAGGCGGUCGUCAGGACAGCCAGGCAAAGAGUUUGAGUGGGGCGGCAUCCAUGACAGCAGCUGCAGCGACACUCCAGCCCACUUUGGUGGUGGAUGCCACAGCACAUGCUGCAGUAAGUCAGGCUGCAUUCGGUCGUCAAGGCAGCCAGGUACAAAGUUUGAUUGCUCCGCACAUGGCGAGGGUGGCAUCCAUGACAGAAGCCGCAGCAACAGAUCCAGUCCAACUUGCCGACAGCAGAUUGGAUUUGCAAGCGAAUGCUGUGUCGAGUGGGCAAGCAGAGGGCACGCCAACUUUGGUGGAUGCCGCUGCACAUGCCUCAAUUACUGCGGCCCGAUCAGAAGUGCCUGCAGCCAAUGCGAGCGCAAGUGCUAUGGCAAACAUUCCUCCGAUCCUGUCUUUGGCCGAGCAGCUAGUGCUUUCUCAAUGCGUGAGUGAACCUGGUGAGGGGCCAACCUUGCCAGGUGACCCAGACAUGGCUUCUGGCGGCUCGCCCGCGCGCAGCCCCAUGCCCAAGGCCAAGGCUCGACGGCUGGUGGGCAAGCAGCCGCCGGAAAGCCGCGCGGGGUGCCUCCGCUCGGGGUCCGCCAUCUUGCGGGAGCGGAUCGGCCACAUCUUGCAGCCCCGGGAGCGCGGCUUCCUGGUGCGGGUCCAUGGCGACGGUUGGGGCAGCGCAGGCGGCGCAGGCGGCGCAGGCUUCUUAGCCACGGUCACCGAGGCAGACGCGCUCACCUUCACGGUGAUCCGGCGCCCGGGUGGCGACACGCGCGCCUGGGAGGAGACGCACGUGCUGAGGCGUUACUGCACUGUGGUUGCGCGAAGCGCUUCCCAGGAGUGUAACGCAUUGAAAGGUUGGGGGUCUUGAAGUGCCCUUCUAGAACAGAAGGUUGAUGAGGUGCGGGCCUAAACUUGAGGCUUUGCCUACGCACUCCUGUACAGAAAGGGACAGGCGCAGCGUCUGAAAGCCCUUGUGCAGUUACAACAUUUGCUUUCCAUGCCAUGCAUGAAGAUGUGCAAGAUCCC
This is a messenger RNA of Effrenium voratum, 2922 nucleotides long. Lineage: Eukaryota; Dinophyceae; Suessiales; Symbiodiniaceae. The record is from the annotation of a GenBank genome assembly.